AUGGUGUCCUAUUGUACGGUGGCGGUUCUGUUCCUUGCAGGAUUCGCUCAUGUCCAGUCUAAACGUAUCGUCGGUGGAGAAGAAACAACCAUCGAACAAUACCCUUACAUAGUUCAAGUGGAAACCUUGCCAAGUUUUGGAAGCUGGAGUUUGGGAUGUGGAGCUAACAUCCUCACUUCAAGAUGGAUUUUGUCAGCUGCACACUGUUUUGAAGGAUGGAAUUACACUCCAGCAGCAAGGCGUAUCAGAGCUGGUACCACGUAUUUAACCUCAGGUGGUGAUAUCCACUACGUUGAGUUUGAAAGGAACCACCCAGAAUACCGUCGUGUUGCACGUUUUGAUGCCGAUAUCAAUGUGGUGAAACUCAAGACUCCACUUGUCUACUCUAAUUACAUCAAGCAAGCCACCAUCGUUCCUCAGGGCUUUGUGGUUCCCGACAACACACAAGUGAUUCACGCUGGUUGGGGUGACACCACUUGGGGUGGAAGCCUCUCGAGAGUUCUCAAGCACGUUGAAAUGUACACGAUCAACAACGAAUUAUGCAGAACUAGAUACACACAACUGCCUGGAAACCAAAUAGUCACGCCCAACAUGAUCUGCGCUGGUCUUUUGGAUGUCGGUGGUCGUGAUGCCUGCCAAGGAGACUCUGGUGGUCCCCUCUAUGUUGGAAAAAUCAUCGUGGGUGUCGUCUCAUGGGGCCACAGAUGCGCCAACGCUACAUACCCAGGAAUCAGUACCUCUGUCGCAUCUUAUACCGACUGGGUACUCUUAAACGCUAGAGGCUAA
This is a messenger RNA of Leptosia nina, 786 nucleotides long. NCBI's taxonomy places the organism in Eukaryota, Metazoa, Arthropoda, Insecta, Lepidoptera, Pieridae. The record is from the annotation of a GenBank genome assembly.